This is a messenger RNA of Vespa mandarinia (Asian giant hornet), 1482 nucleotides long. Its product is annotated as tubulin alpha chain-like. Gene Ontology annotation, biological process: microtubule-based process. The record is from RefSeq and is a predicted model, not a curated record. Gene Ontology annotation, molecular function: structural constituent of cytoskeleton; GTP binding. Gene Ontology annotation, cellular component: microtubule. Lineage: Eukaryota; Metazoa; Arthropoda; Insecta; Hymenoptera; Vespidae.
UUUUUCUCUUUUAGCGUGAAUGUAUAUCAAUGCACGUUGGUCAAGCAGGAGUGCAAAUGGGAAAUUCAUGUUGGGAAUUAUAUUGUCUCGAACAUGGAAUUCAACCAGACGGUACUAUGCCUUCCGAUAAAGUUACCGGGACGAAUGAUUGUUUUAAUACUUUUUUCAAUGAAACAAGUUCUGGUAAAAUGGUUCCAAGAGCUGUAAUGGUUGACCUUGAACCAACCGUCGUUGACGAAGUCCGCAUUGGUCUUUAUAAACACUUGUAUCAUCCAGAACAACUUAUCACUGGGAAAGAAGAUGCAGCAAAUAAUUAUGCUCGAGGUCAUUAUUCCAUUGGUAGAGAAGUUAUCGAAUCCGUAAUGGAUCGAGUUAGAAGGCUGACGGAUCAGUGUACAGGAUUGCAAGGUUUUUUUGUAUUUCAUUCUUUCGGAGGAGGUACAGGAUCCGGUUUUACCUCUUUACUCAUGCAAAAGCUUUCGGACGAUUAUGGGAAAAAAAGUAAAUUAGAAUUCGCUGUAUACCCUGCGCCUCAAGUUUCUACUGCUGUUGUAGAACCCUAUAAUGCAAUCUUAACAACACAUACAACGAUUAGCCAUUCAGAUUGCGCAUUUAUGGUCGACAACGAAGCUAUUUAUGAUAUUUGUCGACGCAAAUUAGGAAUAGAAAGACCAUCUUAUGCAAAUUUAAAUAGACUCAUUAGCCAAGUUGUAUCUUCCAUAACAGCAUCCUUAAGAUUCGAUGGAGCAUUGAAUGUAGAUCUGACUGAAUUUCAAACAAAUUUAGUACCCUAUCCGAGAAUACAUUUUCCUCUUGCUACCUAUGCACCCGUAGUAUCUGUUGAUAAAGCUUUUCACGAAGGAAUGACCGUCGCUGAAAUUACAUCUGAAUGUUUCGAAGCUACCAAUCAAAUGGUGAAAUGUGACCCACGUGAAGGAAAAUACAUGGCAUGUUGUCUCUUAUAUCGCGGCGAUGUCGUGCCAAAAGAUGUUAAUGCUGCGAUUGCUGCAAUGAAAGGGAAAAGUUGCAUACGUUUUGUCGAUUGGUGUCCAACUGGUUUUAAAGUUGGUAUUAAUUAUCAACCACCAACUGUAGUACCUGGUGGAGACUUGGCUAAGGUUCAACGUGCAGUAUCCAUGUUAUCUAAUACUACAGCUAUUGAAGAAGCUUGGGCUAAAUUAAAUCAUAAAUUUGAUCUAAUGUAUAACAAACGAGCUUUCGUUCAUUGGUACGUAGGAGAAGGUAUGGAAGAAGGAGAAUUUGCAGAAGCUCGAGAAGAUCUUGCGGCACUCGAACGAGAUUAUGAAGAAGUUGCUCUUGAAUCACCUUCAACUCCCGAUGCAUCAUUAGAAUAUUGAUCUGAUUUUUUGAUCAGUAUCAUAUAUACUACAUAUCUAAUCAUUGAUAUCUCUAAACAUACAAAAUCAAAUUAUUAUAUCGAAAAUAUUUAAAGUCGAAUCAACUAUCGACAUAGCAUAAAAA